Molecule: messenger RNA, 1074 nt
Organism: Exophiala bonariae
Lineage: Eukaryota; Fungi; Ascomycota; Eurotiomycetes; Chaetothyriales; Herpotrichiellaceae
Exons: 1
Coding region: 1-1074 (357 amino acids)
Molecular function (GO): oxidoreductase activity
Source: RefSeq, a predicted model, not a curated record
AUGGCUGGAGAAAACACCUCACUCCCAGCGACCACUCGACAAUGGACCAUGGAUAAGUCUCGAGGCACCUGGCUGGACGCGCUUGAGCUCGAGAAUGCCGCGCCCGUUCCUUCUCUCCGUGACACGGAUUGCCUGGUCCGAAUGGAAGCGGCCUCGCUGAAUUAUCGCGAUGUAGCAAUGCUACAGGGCAACUAUCCGUAUCCCUUCAACGCCGGCCUUGUCCCGGGAUCUGACGGCGCUGGCGUCGUCAUUGCUGUAGGAGGCCAUGUCACAAACCUCAAAGUCGGCGAUCGAGUCUGCACUCUAUUCCACCAGGGAUGGGAAAGCGGCCUGCUGACUGCUGACAUACGGGCCACAACGCUAGGAAACUACUUUGAUGGUGUGCUGCGUGAAUUUGCAGUGUUUCCAGAGCAUGGGCUCGUGCCGGUCCCGAGAAACUUGUCAUCACUGCAAGCCGCUGCAUUGCCGUGCGCGGCCGUCACUGCGUGGAAUGCGCUGUUUGGGCUUGAGAGUCGCGUGCUGCAACGGGGCCAGACGAUCCUUGUCCAGGGCACGGGAGGCGUGAGUCUGUUCGCCGCGCAAUUCGCGCAGGGGCUCGGCGCGACCGUCAUAGCGACGACGUCCUCCGAAGAUAAAGCAGAGAAGCUGAGGAAAAUGGGCGUUCAGCAUGUGAUUAACUACACAGAUACCCCAGACUGGGGAGUGGUCGCUAGGAAGCUAUCACCCGGUGGUCAGGGUGUCGAUCACAUCGUCGAAGUUGGCGGCAACAGCACGAUACAGCAAUCGUUCAGGGCGAUCAAGAUCGAGGGGGUAAUCUCCAUGAUCGGCUUUUUGGGCGGCAAAGAUGCGGCGACAUCUGCUAACUUUAUAGAUUGCUUGACUACAUUGUGUAUUCUGCGUGGUGUUAAUGUUGGCUCAAAGGAACAGUUCCUCGCCAUGAAUGAAUUUAUGGCCCUGAAGGAGAUUGUGCCUGUUCUGGACGAGCGGGUUUUUGGGAUGGACGAGCUAAAAGAUGCUUAUCGGUUCUUGUGGGAUCGGAAGCAGUGGGGUAAGGUGGUGGUCAAGAUAAGUUAG